CUAAUUCCGUGCUGACACAGUGGGAACCGAAAAUGCAGUCAAGGUGUUUGUUAGCUGCGAAGCUUGUCUGGUGCUUGGUGGUAUCGUUGUCCACGUUAGGGCUCCCCUCGUGUAGGGCCGUAGCGAUAGAAUCACCCGAACCAGCCUCUCUUCUGCGACCUAGGGACGUAAAUCCACACCCAUACCAGAAUGCCUACGAGGGGAUCGCCAUCUUCGACCGGAACCUCAUUACCAACAGCGAGAAAUUUAGCGAAAAUCUUCUCAAUCAAGGUCCCAUACAGUUCCCACGGUUGCGAGAAGGAAGCACUGUUAACGGGUUGCCCUAUCCGUACGAAACGCUGGCCCUCAAGGAACGGCAGCACAAGAUGGUACGGUUUUCCGGUGCCGAUAGCCAGACGGUGAAACCGGCUUACCAGGCGUUGGCCAAACAUGCUGCCCGGGUACUUGGCAAAAGCUACGCCGUGGAGGAUAUCGAUAGUUAUAAUGAAGCGUCCUCGAACGUGAAGAAGAACUAUGUUUUUUCUUACGCCGUCAAAGACACAGCUUCAGGUGAUGAUUUUUCGCACACCCAGCAACAGCAGCAGGACGGCGCAGUCAAGGGCAGCUACAAGGUGCAUCUGCCGGACGGACGCAUGCAGAUCGUCAAGUACGUUGCCGACAACAAUGGCUACCGAGCGGACGUUACCUACGAGAACGAUCCGGCGGGCGUUGUGGCAGCCCAACCCACUGGACCAGUGGUACCGGUAGCUACGGGAUCGCCCAAUCCGGCAACCUAUCAAACGUACUACGCAAACACGCCCGUCCAACAACCGCAGCAACAGUACCUCACCCGAAUUCGACCAGCCCGUCUGUACUACGCAGCACCGAACGCGAACCAAAUUCCCGCACCUUUCUAUCCCACUCAAUUGCGUCCGAGUGAUGUGAAGAUCCACAGCUACAACACGGCACCACAUGCCGGAGCAGUGAUCGCUUCCACCACCACUCAAGCCACUCCAGCAUCUGGAGCAUAUUUGGCCACUUUUCCGGCAUCCGGCAACCUGGCAUACAUUGCGACAUCAUCCGCCAACGGGCCGAUUGGGACGGUACAGCUGCAAUCGAACGGUGGUGCUGCCGGUACGAUCGCGGUUCCCGUGACAGCAAUCCCGCUGGCGGCGUACCGUGACAUCAACGUCCCACCGCCACCGCCCGUCCAACCGAUCGGUGUAGCAUUCGCUUCGGCAGGUCGUCGUACGACAGUUUACGUUGAUGCGGCGCGUGUCUCGCCCCAGGGCACACUACAGCAAGCGAUCUACCAGCAGCAGCAGCAACCAGCGCAAGCUCAACAGCAAGCAUUAGACUAUGGAUACGUGCAGAUUCCGGUUGACAAUCGGGUGUACAAACGGGACACAGAUCGUAGUACGGAGGUGGUAGCCGAUCAACAAAAGCACCCUAAAAAAGCACUACAGAAGACGCGAAACCAAGCGAAACGCCAGCAGCCGGAGCGCAAAGCGAUGUAA
This is a messenger RNA of Anopheles maculipalpis, 1496 nucleotides long. RefSeq lists its product as uncharacterized. NCBI's taxonomy places the organism in Eukaryota, Metazoa, Arthropoda, Insecta, Diptera, Culicidae. Bases 33 to 1496 code for a protein of 487 amino acids. The record is from RefSeq and is a predicted model, not a curated record. The transcript is spliced from 4 exons. Gene Ontology annotation, cellular component: extracellular matrix.